CCCAUUUUUCGUCUUGCUGUGGUCCCUGAAAUUUACAAAUAUUUAUUUCCUAUACGUCAAGAGGAAAGGGGGCCCCCCUUUCAUAGAAUGCGGCAACAUGGGUCUCUUUGACCGCGGAGUUCAGAUGUUGCUGACCACUGUGGGCGCCUUCGCUGCCUUCAGUCUCAUGACCAUCGCGGUCGGCACGGACUACUGGCUCUAUUCAAGAGGAGUGUGCAAAAUAAAGACUAACAACGAGAAUGAAACCAGUAAGAAAAAUGAAGAAGUGAUGACGCACUCCGGGCUGUGGAGAACCUGCUGUUUAGAAGGGAAUUUUAAAGGGCUGUGUAAACAGAUUGAUCACUUUCCUGAGGAUGCAGACUAUGAAGCAGACGCAGGAGAGUAUUUCCUUCGAGCGGUGAGAGCAUCCAGUAUAUUCCCUAUCCUUAGCGUGAUCCUGCUCUUCAUGGGAGGUCUGUGUAUUGCCGCCAGUGAGUUCUACAAAUCCCGUCACAACAUCAUCCUCAGUGCAGGGAUCCUCUUUGUGUCUGCAGGCCUGAGCAACAUAAUCGGCAUGAUCGUGUACAUAUCAGCAAACGCCGGAGACCCCACCAAGAGUGACUCGAAAAAGAACAGCUACUCCUACGGCUGGAGUUUCUACUUCGGCGCCCUGUCCUUCAUCAUGGCCGAAAUGGUGGGCGUCCUGGCCGUGCACAUGUUUAUCGACCGGCACCGUGAACUCCGAGCUGUCAACGCCCGGGCUGGCAGGGGCAUGGCCACGGGAAACGCGGACUACCUGCACGGCUCCGCGAUCACGCGCAUCCCCAGCUACCGUUACCGCUACCGGCGCCGCUCGCGCUCCUCCAGUCGCUCGACGGAGCCGUCACAGUCGCGCGACACCUCUCCGCUAGGUCUGAAGGGCUUCGGGGCUCUGCCCUCCACCGACAUCUCCAUGUACACGCUGAGCCGUGGCGGAGGAGACACGCUGAAAGCCACGCCUCCGACCACCUACAACUCAGAGAGGGACCAUAACUUUCUGCAGGUCCACAACUGCAUCCCGAAGGAUGCCAAGGACUCUCACAGCAACGCUGCCAACCGCCGCACCACACCUGUAUGAGCAACCUCUACUGGCAGGGAGGGAAACGGACUAAGUAACACAGGCCAUGAAUAAGAGAGUGAAUGAAUGAAUGAGUGAGAGAAACUGAACGAGGAUAAACGCCGGGGGGAAAACGGACAAAUGAAAGUGCUCUCUGAGUUGUGAGCUAUUUACAACAAUGAAGAUGACUUACGAUGAGUUUCCAUGUUGAAAAAAAAGUGAAAAAGUGAAAAAUGCCUAAAAAAAGAGAUCAAGAAAAUGCAUGAUUUUCCCAUCUACAGUAAUUUAACGAGUUUUAAACCAUGUUUCUAAUGAAGAGAAGUGAGAAAUGGGGAGAAAACCCAGAGAGAGAGAGACAGACAGAGAGACAUAGACAGAUAGUGACGGUGGGCGAGAGGGCGUAAAAAUCAUUGUGAGUUUAAAGGCUCGAGGUUUUUUAUUUUUUUCAACUCUCUUCUCGGUCUCCAGGGCGACCUGUGAACCCGCCCCACCUCCCCGCCCACCUCUCUUUACUUCCUGUAUGUAUCCCAUCUCAUUCUUUUUGCGCAUUAAUACUGUGAAGCGUUGUGGCCGAGGUGCACCCAGGGCAAAAAAGACAAAACAUGCGUCCCGGCCACAACUUAUUAAGUUAAUAUAUGUAUUAAUUAUAUAUGAAUAUAUAAAUAUAUAUGUUAAUAAACCAACAGAUAGACUUCCCUGACGUGAGAAGAAGGACAAAAAAAAUUAGAAAUUGAACAACAGUCAAUAAAGUCGUCAUGGAAACAGAAA
Messenger RNA from Trichomycterus rosablanca, 1843 nucleotides. It is a transcript of the gene cacng2a, whose product is annotated as calcium channel, voltage-dependent, gamma subunit 2a. Gene Ontology annotation, molecular function: channel regulator activity; voltage-gated calcium channel activity. Gene Ontology annotation, biological process: regulation of AMPA receptor activity; neurotransmitter receptor transport, postsynaptic endosome to lysosome; neurotransmitter receptor internalization. Lineage: Eukaryota; Metazoa; Chordata; Actinopteri; Siluriformes; Trichomycteridae. The coding region runs from base 98 to 1096 and encodes 332 amino acids. The transcript has 4 exons. The record is from RefSeq and is a predicted model, not a curated record. Gene Ontology annotation, cellular component: voltage-gated calcium channel complex; postsynaptic density membrane; AMPA glutamate receptor complex.